Messenger RNA from Trichogramma pretiosum, 815 nucleotides. It is a transcript of the gene SsRbeta, whose product is annotated as translocon-associated protein subunit beta. Gene Ontology annotation, cellular component: endoplasmic reticulum; membrane. The transcript has 4 exons. Lineage: Eukaryota; Metazoa; Arthropoda; Insecta; Hymenoptera; Trichogrammatidae. The coding region runs from base 105 to 692 and encodes 195 amino acids. The record is from RefSeq and is a predicted model, not a curated record.
GUCACUGCUGCCACCGGCCAUAUCGUCAUCAUCCCAUACUCUGCUGGUUCGCAUCAGAGGCCCUGCUUGUAGUGAACCAAGUGUAUCUCAGCUUACACGUCAGAAUGAAGUGUCAAUUUUUGUUGUUCGUGGCUGCUGCAGUCCUUAUGGCUGUCUGCGGUGAGGAGGAACAGGUGCAACAAGAUGAGGGUGCUCGUCUGUUGGUAUCCAAAAAUGUUCACAAUAAAUAUCUUGUUGAGAACAUGGAUGUUAUUGUCAAGUACACCGUCUUCAAUAUUGGUAGCUCAGCAGCUCUGGAAGUAGAGAUCACCGAUAACUCUUUUGAUCCAGAUAACUUUGCCCAUGUCAGUGGUGAAUUGAGUGCCAGAGUUGACAGAGUGCCACCAAAUACCAAUGUGACCCACACCGUUGUUGUUAGGCCCAGAAAAGCUGGAUACUUCAACUUCACUUCAGCUGAGGUUCUCUACAGAAGGAAAGAAGAUGCUCCCAUGCUACAGGUUGCUGCCAGCAGCGAGCCUGGUAUGGCUUUCUUCACCUCGUACAAAGAGUACAACAAAAAAUUCUCAUCCCAUGUUGUUGAUUGGGCUGCUUUUGCUGUGAUGACUUUACCAUCUUUGGCUAUUCCAUUCGGUUUGUGGUUCUCCAGCAAACAUAAAUAUGAAAAACUCUCAAAGGGUACAAAAAAGCAUUAAGUUACUAGUUAUCGUGCUUAUAACUGAAUUGUUUAGUUAAGAAACUAUUUUUCGUGUGAUUGUGAACGACGAAUGUGUUUAAUACUUUGAAUUUUUAAAUAAAUAUUACUUGUGUAUAUUAAA